CCGCCCAGCGGAAGUUUUCGCGGGGCAACCGAGAAGGUGAGUCCCGGUAACUGCGGAGGAUCCGAAGGGUCAGGCUGCAGAAGCCUAGAAUCCCAACCCCGUCGCUAAGUAAAGAGGUCGCUGUCAAAAUGGAGUUUCCAGCCCAAUAAAUCCAAAGGCCAGACCGUGACCUCGUAAAGCAUGAUCUCCUUCUGUCCAGACUGUGGCAAAAGUAUCCAAGCGGCAUUCAAGUUCUGCCCCUACUGUGGAAAUUCUCUGCCCACAGAGGAGGAGCAUGUGGCAUCCGAAACCUCUGUCAGUUCGCUUGUGUCAUCCUUCCGAGGCUCAAAGAGAGGGCUGAACUCCAGUUUUGAAACCUCUCCUAAGAAAGUGAAAUGGUCCAGCACCGUCACCUCUCCCCGAUUGUCCCUCUUCUCAGAUGGUGACAGUUCUGAGUCUGAAGAUACUCUGAGUUCCUCUGAGAGAUCCAAAGGCUCCGGGAGCAGACCCUCAACCCCCAAAAGCAGCCCUCAGAAGACCAGGAAGAGCCCUCAGAAGACCAGCUGCAGCCCUCAGAAGACCAAGCAGAGCCCUCAGAAGACCAGCUGCAGCCCUCAGACGCUGAAGCAGAGCCCUCAGAUGCUGAAGCGGAGCCCUCAGACGCUGAAGCGGAGCCCUCAGACACUGAAGCGGAGCCGGGUGACCACCUCACUUGAAGCUUUGCCCACAGGGACAGUGCUGACAGACAAGAGUGGGCGACAGUGGAAGCUGAAGUUCCUCCAGACCAGGGACGACCAGGGCAUUCUCUAUGAAGCUGCACCCACCUCCGCCCUCGCCUGUGACUCAGAACUCCAGAAGCAAAAGUUCUCGCUCAAACUGGAUGCCAAGGAUGGGCGCUUGUUCAAUGAGCAGAACUUCUUCCAGCGGGCCGCUAAGCCUCUGCAAGUCAACAAGUGGAAGAAGCUGUACUCGACCCCACAACUGGCCAUCCCUACCUGCAUGGGUUUCGGUGUUCACCAGGACAAAUACAGGUUCUUGGUGUUACCCAGCCUGGGGAGGAGCCUUCAGUCGGCCCUGGAUGUCAGCCCAGAGCAUGUGCUGUCAGAGAGGUCUGUGCUGCAGGUGGCCUGCCGGCUGCUGGAUGCCCUGGAGUUCCUCCAUGAGAAUGAGUAUGUUCAUGGAAAUGUGACAGCUGAAAAUAUCUUUGUGGAUCCAGAGGACCGGAGUCAGGUAAGAGCCAGCUCCUGCCUACUCCGGAAGAUCUCUGGGCUCAGGUUCCCAUCUGUCUCCAAACCUCUAUUUAUUUCACAGUGCUUUAUUACAGACAAAGGAUACCAUGGACCUGCCAACAAGGAUGGCGGUGCCACCUCUACCCUUCCCUUCCCAGGGCCCUCCCGCCGCAGCGACCUCCAGAGCCUGGGCUACUGCAUGCUGAAGUGGCUCUACGGGUUUCUGCCAUGGACAAACUGCCUUCCUAACACUGAGGACAUCAUGAAGCAAAAACAGAAGUUUACUGAUAAGCCGGGGCCCUUUGUGGGACCCUGCGGUCAUUGGAUCAGACCCUCAGAGACCCUGCAGAAUUACCUGAAGGUGGUGAUGGCCCUCAAGUACGAGGAGAAGCCGCCCUACGCCGUGCUGAGGAACAACCUAGAAGCUCUGCUGCAGGGUCUGCGUGUGUCCCCAUAUGACCCCAUUGGCCUCCCGAUGGUGCCCUAGGUGGAAUCCAGAAUUUUCCAUUUGCAGUGUGCAACAGAAAGAAAAAAAAAUGAAGCAAUGUGACUCAAGGCCUGCUGUUUAAUCACAGAUAAGCUUCUAGAACAAGCCCUGGAAUGUGCAUUCCUGCCACUGGUUUCGGGAUACUCAUCAGUCCUGAUUAGCCUCAGGGAGACCCCCCGUUUCCCUCCAGUGAAUGUGAAGUUCCCCGUCUGGGUGGCCUGCCCUUCAGCCAGUGUCCUAGCAAAGCUGGAUGGGGUUGGGCCAGCCCCCAGGGGGGACCCCUGCUACCCUUGACACCUCUGUGCUUUGGUAAUAAAUUUUUUACCAGAGCUUAA
Molecule: messenger RNA, 2030 nt
Organism: Cercocebus atys (sooty mangabey)
Lineage: Eukaryota; Metazoa; Chordata; Mammalia; Primates; Cercopithecidae
Gene: VRK3
Product: vaccinia related kinase 3
Exons: 15
Coding region: 181-1695 (504 amino acids)
Biological process (GO): signal transduction; peptidyl-serine phosphorylation
Cellular component (GO): nucleus; cytoplasm
Molecular function (GO): protein serine/threonine kinase activity; ATP binding
Source: RefSeq, a predicted model, not a curated record